Molecule: messenger RNA, 4410 nt
Organism: Nothoprocta perdicaria
Lineage: Eukaryota; Metazoa; Chordata; Aves; Tinamiformes; Tinamidae
Gene: BRIP1
Product: BRCA1 interacting protein C-terminal helicase 1
Exons: 24
Coding region: 1-4410 (1469 amino acids)
Biological process (GO): nucleotide-excision repair; double-strand break repair involved in meiotic recombination
Cellular component (GO): nucleus
Molecular function (GO): hydrolase activity, acting on acid anhydrides, in phosphorus-containing anhydrides; DNA binding; ATP binding
Source: RefSeq, a predicted model, not a curated record
AUGUCUUCUGAUGUAUCGGAAUAUACUAUUGGGGGAGUGAAGAUUAUAUUCCCUUGCAAAGCUUACCCAUCACAACUGGCUAUGAUGAAUGCUAUUGUUAAGGGGCUAAAUAACAGGCAACACUGUUUGUUGGAGAGCCCUACAGGAAGUGGCAAAAGUUUGGCAUUACUUUGUUCUGCACUGUCAUGGCAGCAGUCUUUGUAUGAGAAGUUGCUGGUUAAAUCCUCAAGUGAAAAGGAGGACAAAAAGCCAGAGACUUCAUUGCCAUGUCGCUGUGCGUGUCAUUCCCAAUCUGAGAGCAAACAGGCUGCAGCAAAUGUGAAUCAUGGUGCUUCUUGUUCUUUUAAUGAUUAUGAAGCAGGAAGUUCCAUAAAGACUGAAACCCCAUUAACAAACACAGAACAUAAUGAAACCGAAACCCUAGCUUCAAAAUUGUCUGCUAAAAAAAGAGCAUCUGCGUGUGAAAGUGAAAAUGAUGAUUUUCAAGUAGACAGGAAAAGGAUUCGCUCUUUAGAAACUGAGCAGCAGAUUAGAAAACGUCAUUGUUUUGCAAAAGGGGUGCAGCUAGUUGAUGCUUUAGAAGUUUAUAAUCAGAGGAAGAAUGGGGAGCUGAUUGUUCCUGUUGAAAAAGGUGUGAAAAGCGCUGUGUUUUCUCCUAAGACAUCUUCUGACCCAUGCAAUCAGUGUUCCUGUUCUUCUGGAAAAGAGACUGAAAAAGAUCCUAGUAAAGCAAAGAAGAAAGAAAAUGGAGAUCAGACGUCCAUCCCCAAAAUAUUUUUUGGCACACGAACACACAAGCAAAUAUCCCAAAUCACCAGAGAGUUGAAGAGAACAGCGUAUUCCGGUGUCCCUAUGACAAUUCUUUCAAGCCGGGAUUAUACCUGCAUUCAUCCAGUGGUAUCUAGUAGUACGAGUAACAGGAAUGAAAUGUGUGUAGAGCUGCUGGAAGGAAAGCAUGGCAAGUCCUGUCUUUAUUAUCAUGGCGUUCAUAAACUCAGCGAAUAUCAUACGCUACAAUUGGCACAUCAGAAAUGUCAAGCGUGGGACAUUGAAGAUCUUGUGAGCCUGGGAAAGAAGCUUCGUGCCUGUGCCUAUUUUGCGGCUAGGGAGCUCAUGCUGGGGGCAGAUAUCGUAUUUUGUCCUUAUAAUUAUCUCCUAGACCCACAGAUACGAGAGAGCAUGGAUAUUAAUCUAAAAGGCCAAGUAGUCAUUUUAGAUGAAGCCCAUAAUAUUGAGGACUCUGCUCGGGAGUCAGUGAGCUACAGUGUUACAGAAAAUCAACUAAGAUCUGCUCGAGAAGAGCUAGAUCUCAUGGUCAACAACAACAUCAGGCAGAAGGAUCACGAGCCCCUACGGGCUGUGUGCUGUUCUCUGACAAACUGGUUACGGGAGAGCUCAGGUCAACUAGUAGAAAGAGGGUAUGAAACUUCAUGUAAAGUUUGGAGCGGAAAAGAAAUGCUCACCUUUUUCCACGACAUGGGAAUAACAAGUAUUACCUUUCCCAUUCUACAGAAACAUUUGGCUGCUGUCCUGGAAAAGGAAGACAAAGUAAUGAUGUUUGGUAAAGAAGAAGUUAUUGAGAUACCAGUUGUGAGCCCUGCUACUCAAAUUGUGCUAAAAGGGUUGUUCAUGAUUCUUUUAUAUCUUUUUAAAGAUAAUAGCAGGUAUGCGGAUGACUACAGAGUUGCUUUGCAGCAAACUUACGCUUGGAUCAACGAAAACCAACCUGAUGUUUCCGAUACAAAUGGCUUCUUUACAAGGACCAAACAUAAAAAGAAUUCACGGCAGAAAGCUUUAGUCCACAUGUUAAAUUUUUGGUGCUUGAAUCCAGCUGUGGCUUUUUCAGACCUAAGUGAUGUUAGAACAAUUGUUCUGACAUCUGGUACGCUCUCUCCCAUGGAUUCGUUUUCUUCAGAACUUGGUGUCAAGUUUUCUAUUCAGCUUGAGGCGAAUCAUGUUAUUCGGAACUCACAGGUUUGGGUGGGCACCAUUGGAGCAGGCCCUAAUGGUCGGAAGCUCUGCGCUACCUUCCAGCAUACAGAGACCUUUGAAUUCCAAGAUGAAGUGGGAGCGCUUCUGCUUUCAGUGUGCCAGACAAUAGGCCAAGGGAUUUUGUGUUUUUUACCAUCUUAUAAGCUGCUGGACAAAUUAAGAGAUCGUUGGAUGCAUACUGGCUUGUGGAGAAACCUCGAGCAGGUCAAGACAGUCAUUGCAGAGCCCCAAGGAGGAGCAAAGAGCGACUUUGACGAACUGCUGAAAAUAUACUAUGAUGCAAUAAAAUGUAAAGGAGGAAAAGAUGGAGCACUCCUGAUAGCUGUAUGCAGAGGAAAAGUUAGCGAAGGCUUGGAUUUCUGCGAUGACAAUGCCCGUGCUGUUGUAACCAUAGGGAUUCCGUUCCCAAAUGUGAAAGACCUGCAGGUUGAAUUAAAGAGGAAGUACAACGACCAGCACAAAAAUAAGAGAGGCCUUUUAGCAGGUAGUCAUUGGUAUGAAAUUCAAGCUUAUAGAGCUCUCAACCAAGCCCUGGGAAGGUGUAUAAGACACAGGAAUGAUUGGGGUGCUCUCAUUUUAGUUGAUGACCGCUUUCGGAUUAACCCUAAUAAAUACAUAACUGGAUUAUCUAAGUGGAUUCGUCAACAAAUCAAGCACCACGAAAGUUUUGAUAGUGCGCUUGAAUCUUUGGAUACAUUUGCUAGAAAAAAUCAGAAGGGYGUUGGUGGAUCAUCACAGGACAACAGUGAAUUUCUGGACGUACCUUCCAGUUCAAAAGACCUGUCAYCACCUUCUUCACUGGAGGCUUCUAUUCAUCUAUCAUCAGAUGUCCCUGCUGAAGACGAGGAGCAAAAUUUGGUCCCAGAAAUUAGUAUUUUUACUGCCGUCACCUCAAUUAGUCCUGCAACAUCGAGUCAGCCAAGUACUUACAUGGCAACAAUGAAACAAAGUGGCCAGAAAGUUGAUGUAGAGGGUCAUUCUCGCUGUGCAACACAAAGAGAAAAACAUAUGGACUCCACACCCAAAACGCUUGCCACUGAAACAGAGAGAGAAGAAAAGCACACUCGGACUAAUUCUGAUUUUAUGAAAGAGCACUGCUGCAUUAAACCGUUGACUUCAACACCUUUGUCUGCAGCUGAGAGCUCCACGUCCGUAGCUAAAGGCAAGCACAAGAAGAAUGCGAACAGGGCUAGUGAACUUAUUGAUAGUGUAAAUCAAUGCCAGUCAUCAUUCAUUACAGAACAUAAACCAAGUGUACCAGCAUCAUGUUUGGAAACAAGGGGGUUUUUGCUUGAAGAUACUGAGGCUGCAGUACCUGAAGAAGGGAACCUUGGGGAGCCACAACUUUGUGUUGAGCCCUGUAGUGAACGUCUUUCAAAAGGGGACAAAUCUGAACUUGCUAAAUUAAAUGUAUCUGCAGAAGAGGAGGAUGAGGAUGAGAGUAUCUACUAUACACCAGAACUCUAUGAUGAUGUAGAACCAGAGGAACAGAAAACCAAUCUGCUAGUUCCAGCUGGUAAUAAAGCUGAGAAUUGGAUAGAACAAGAAAAAUGCACAGUUGCUGAAGAUUUUUUUGAAACCAACAUCUCAAAGCCACUAAAUAUUAUUAAAGAAACAAUUAGUGAUGGUGACACAAAUGCCAGUUUACAUGGAAUAAAGCAAAAUGAUGAGAGUAAGAAUAGUGCAGUUAAUAAUGUUGUAGACAUGACUAGUGGAGUAGAAGCAGAGCAGAUAGAAUCUCAAGAAGUGGACAACAAAAAAAGGAAAAUCAGUCUUUCCAGAUCACGAAAUAAAGGUCUGAAAGUUCAGCGAAAGUGCAGACGAAGCAAAGCUACUGUUAGGGAAAGUGGCAGCACCUGUGAGAGAAAGGGAACCYGUCGCCAGCCUUGCAAGAAAGGACUUUAUUGCAUGGUCUGUGGAGCUGAAAUACUACCAAAAGCAGAGGGAAUUUUGAGGAAAGCUUUCUGCAGUAAUAUGGAACUGAAAGUUAUCUGGAAAUUCUUCAGAAAUACUAAUGUAAGAAGCACACGCUCCUUUAGCAAUUGCAAGUGUGAACUCGAUGCCCUUUCAGCGGAUGAUGAUACGAUGUUGAUCAUCACAGAUGCUGCAAGUCUUAGUCAUCUUAAAGAAACUUUGAAGGUUUAUCAGGUGCCAGUGAAAUCUGAAGACUUGAAUGCCAGUUUAUCUUUAAAUGCUAUUUGGAAUGAGAAUGAAUGUUCUUUGACAAGUUACUUACAAUGCAGGAACUGUGUCAUCCAGUCGGUUUCUCCAUGUCCUUUAAUAGGAGCUGAAGUUACUCUUUUCCAUAAUAAAGCACAGUCACGGGUCUGGCUGCUUCCACCGUCUGUUCAUUACUGCUCCCUGCUACAGAGUCCCCAGGAGCCGAAAACAGGCCCUUUAGAUUAUGCUUUAUCUUAA